Molecule: messenger RNA, 1978 nt
Organism: Arvicola amphibius (Eurasian water vole)
Lineage: Eukaryota; Metazoa; Chordata; Mammalia; Rodentia; Cricetidae
Gene: Gpr161
Product: G protein-coupled receptor 161
Exons: 6
Coding region: 125-1714 (529 amino acids)
Biological process (GO): G protein-coupled receptor signaling pathway
Cellular component (GO): membrane; recycling endosome
Molecular function (GO): G protein-coupled receptor activity
Source: RefSeq, a predicted model, not a curated record
CUCGCGUCCCGGGAGCGGCGCGGCGCGCAGGGAGGAAGCGGCGGGUAGGCUGCCGGGCCCUGAGCUGCCGCCGCGCUUUGCUGUCCAGCAUGCUCUGCUCACCGCAUCCCGAGGGGCACUGACCAUGAGCCUCAACUCCUCCCUCGACUACAGGAAGGAGCUGAGCAACCUUACUGCAGCGGAGGAGGGUGGUGAAGGGGGUGUGGUCACGGACUUUGUCACCAUCAUCAUCAUCACCGUGUUCGUCUGCCUGGGCAACUUAGUCAUCGUGGUCACUUUGUACAAGAAGUCCUACCUCCUGACCCUCAGCAACAAGUUUGUCUUCAGCCUGACACUGUCCAACUUCCUGCUGUCUGUGCUGGUGCUGCCCUUCGUGGUGACUAGCUCCAUCCGGAGGGAAUGGAUCUUUGGCGUGGUCUGGUGCAACUUCUCGGCUCUUCUCUACCUGCUGAUCAGCUCGGCCAGCAUGCUCACUCUCGGAGUCAUUGCCAUCGACCGCUAUUAUGCUGUCCUGUACCCAAUGGUGUACCCCAUGAAGAUCACAGGGAACCGAGCCGUGAUGGCUCUCGUCUACAUCUGGCUUCACUCCCUCAUUGGCUGCCUGCCACCGCUGUUUGGUUGGUCAUCGGUGGAGUUUGAUGAGUUCAAGUGGAUGUGUGUGGCUGCGUGGCACCGGGAGCCUGGCUACACCGUCUUCUGGCAGAUCUGGUGUGCCCUGUUCCCCUUUCUCAUCAUGCUAGUGUGCUAUGGCUUCAUCUUCCGCGUGGCUAGGGUCAAGGCCCGAAAAGUGCACUGUGGCUCGGUGGUCAUCGUGGAGGAGGAUACGCAGAGGAGUGGGAGGAAGAAUUCCAGUACCUCCACUUCCUCCUCGGGCAGCAGGAGGAACGCUUUUCAAGGCGUGGUCUACUCCGCUAACCAGUGCAAAGCCCUCAUCACCAUUCUGGUGGUCCUGGGAGCCUUCAUGAUCACCUGGGGCCCCUACAUGGUUGUCAUUACCUCAGAGGCACUCUGGGGGAAGAACUGCGUCUCCCCAGCCCUGGAGACUUGGGCCACGUGGCUGUCCUUCACCAGUGCCAUCUGCCACCCUCUCAUCUAUGGGCUUUGGAACAAGACUGUGCGCAAGGAGCUCCUGGGCAUGUGCUUUGGGGACCGUUACUACCGGGAGCCAUUUGUUCAGCGACAGAGGACCGCCAGGCUCUUCAGCAUUUCCAACAGGAUCACAGACUUGGGCCUGUCCCCACACCUCACGGCUCUCAUGGCAGGCGGACAGUCCCUGGGCCACAGCAGCAGCACCGGUGACACCGGCUUCAGCUACUCCCAGGAUUCAGGGACGGAUGUGAUGCUGCUGGAAGACCAUGCGUCUGACGACAACCCUGUCCCCCACUGCACCUGCCCACCCAAGAGAAGGAGCUCUGUGACAUUUGAGGAUGAAGUAGAACAGAUCAAAGAGGCUGCCAAGAACUCUAUUCUCCAUGUGAAGGCUGAAGUCCACAAAUCCUUGGACAGUUACGCAGCCAGCUUGGCUAAAGCCAUUGAGGCCGAAGCCAAAAUCAACUUAUUUGGGGAGGAGGCUUUGCCAGGGGUCUUGUUCACAGCACGGACUGUCCCAGGGGCUAGCUUUGGGGGGCGUCGAGGCAGCAGGACUCUUUUGAAUCAGAGGCUACAACUGCAGAGCAUUGAAGAAGGGGACAUCUUAGCUGCAGAACAGAGAUGAAGGCCGCAGAGGGGGCUACUGGUACUGGUACCUAUGCCAAGGCCCUGGAAGACGUCACCCCUCGCAGAGGGCCAGACGCUGGGAAGGAAACAUUGGGUAUGCAGCCAGGAGGACUGAAAACCCCGACUUCAGUGUCUGCUGUGAAGACACAUGUGGGCUGCAUCAGGGAUCAGGGUCCCUGGGCUGGAACGAGGCUUCUUCCAAAGCACGCUGGAAAGAGACGGAGAUGUGGCUGCAGUUUUGGGAGGACUGGAGGCGAUAGGU